CGCAGCUUCGAGGAGCGCACCGGGGACGCACGUACAUGGAUUUGGGUUUUUUUUGGUUCAUACGAGACAGAACCAGGUCUGAACCAGAUCUAAACCAGGACUAAACCCGGACUACAGAAGGAUCCAGCGUGAAAGGACUGAAUCCAGACGGAACCGGGACUAAACUGGGACUAACAUUUACGCAACAAGGAGAGACAGAACUGAACCAGGACUGAACCAGGACUGAACCAGGUGCAAACCAGGACUAAACCAGGACUGAACCAGGUCUGAAUCAAGACUGAACCAGGACUAGACCCGGACUAAAGAAGGAUACAGCGUUAAAGACCCGGAUCCAGACGGAACCGGGUCUAACAUUUACGCAACAAGGAGAGACAGACCUGAACCAGGACUAGACCAGGUGUAAACCAAGACUAAACCAGGUCUAAACCAGGUCUAAACCAGGACUAAAGAAGGAUACAGCGUUAAAGGACUGAAUCCAGACUGAACCAGGACUAAAAGUGGACGGAACCAGGACUAAACUGGGACUAAGAUUUUACGCAACAAGGACGGAACCAGAUCUAAACCAGGACUAAACCAGGACUAAACCAGGACUAAACCAAGACUAAACCAAGACUAAACCCGGACCACAGAAGGAUACAACGUUGAAGGACUGAACCCAGACGGAACCGGGUCUAAACUGGGUCUGACCUUUACGCAACAAGGCUCGGAGCGUUACCAUGCUGGACGUAAAGACGCGCGCACGUGUUUGUGAUUCUCAAGUGUAGAUUUUUUUGGGGUUUUUUUGUUUUGGGUUUUUUUUUGUUUAGUUUUUUUUGGAUCGGAGAUGGAGUCGGAGAGCGCGAUGAUGCUGCAGCUCGCCUCCGAGGCUUUCCGGGCGCACAACUUCGACCUGGCGGCGGAGAUCUACGAGUGCCAGGCGGCGGGGGCCCGGGACGCGCGCAGCCGCCAGGAGCUGAUGGUGAGGCGGGCGGACGCGCUCGCCUUCGCCGGGAAGUUCGCCGAAGCGUUCCGCGUGUACCGGAGCGCCGCGGAGGUGGAGAGGCUGAGGCCCGCGCACCUGGACCGGCUCAUAGACUGUCUGGUGGACGGCAUCCGGAGACAGGAGCACACGUCCAGGUCCUCGUUGGCGUUGUUGGACUCGGAGCGGUCGUGCGGCGGCGGCGGCGGCGUGGAGGCGUUGGACGUGUCGUGCCCGCUGUGCCUGGGCUUCCUGUUCGAGCCGGUGACCCUGGCGUGCGGACACUGUUUCUGUAAGAGGUGUCUGGAGAGAGAGCGCCCCCUGCGGUGCGCCGUGUGCCGACGCGACGGAGCCGGCGCCGCCGACGGGUACCGGGUGAACGUGGUGCUGUCGGGGCUCCUGUCCAAACUGUACCCGGGCAGAGAGCGGGCGGUGCGGCUGCGGCGGGAGGGGAGCGCCCUGUACGUGGAGCGGAGGGUCGAGGAGGCGCUCCACAAGUACGACCAGGCCAUCGCCAUCACUCCUCUGGAUCAUCUGCUCUUCUCUAAUCGUUCUCUGAUCCUGUCGGCGCUGAAGCGUCUGGACCAGGCCCUGAGCGACGCCUGCACGGCCCUGAACCUCAGACCCAAGUGGGCCAAGGGUCACAUGCGUAAGGCUCAGGUGCUGUUGUCCCUCGGUCGACCAGAGGAGGCGCUCAGGGACUAUCUCACCUAUCUGAGUCUGGACCCGGACUACAGACCGGCCCGGACCGAGGCCCAGAAGCUCUUGAGUGAGAUCUUGGCUCCGGUCUCGGACCAGGUUUCGGACCAGGUCUUGGACUCCAGUGGGAUCCUGACCUCCAGAGUCCUCCUGAAGACCUCCACAGCUCUGCACCAGUGCGACCCCGCCGACCUGUGGGCGUGUCCCGUGAGGUCGAAGGUCAGAGGUCACGUGGAGGCGGGGCUUCUCAAACGUAAACGCCACAGCUCCGACGACGACGACGAGACGGAGACGAAGAGAACGAAGACGACGACCACGACGAUGAUGAUGACAGAGAGUCUGAGUCCUGUUGCCGUGGAGACGUUGGACCCGUGUGACGUGGAGUGUUCUCUGUGCAUGAGGUUGUUUUUGGAGCCGGUGACGACUCCCUGUGGUCACACGUUCUGUCUUCAGUGUUUGGAGAGAUGUUUGGAUCAUAACCCCAAGUGUCCACUGUGCAAAGAGGAGCUGUCCGAGUUCCUGGAGCGGAGGCAGUUCUGUCGGACUCUUCUGAUGGAGAAACUCAUCUCCAAACAUCUGCCCACAGAACUGAGAGAACGACAGAAAAUACACCAGGAGGAGAUGGACGAGCUCUCAAAUCUGAAUAAAAGCGUCCCGAUCUUCGUGUGCACCAUGGCGUUCCCCACGGUGCCCUGCCCCCUGCACAUCUUUGAGCCGUGCUACAGACUCAUGAUCCGCCGCUGCAUGGAGACCGGAACCAACCGCUUCGGAAUGUGCCUCGGCGACAAGCUCAAGGGGUUUGCGGACUUCGGGUGUCUCCUGGAGAUCCGGGACGUGAAGUUCUUCUCUGAUGGACGUUCUGUGGUCGACACCAUCGGACGGAGAAGGUUCAGAGUCCUGAAGCACCAGGAGAGAGACGGAUACAACACGGCCGACAUCGAAUACCUCGAGGACGUCAAGGUAGAGGGCGCUGCGGCGGUGGCGCUCCAGACGCUUCAUGACUCGGUGUACGAGCUCGGGCUCCUCUGGGUGAACUCCCUCAGACCCGAGCAGAAGGAAAGAAUCGAGGGACACUUCGGACCCAUGCCUCCCAAAGAGACCGAGAUACAGUCGAGUCCAAACGGUCCGUCCUGGUGCUGGUGGCUCUUGGCGGUUCUGCCUCUCGAGGGCAGAGCUCAGCUGCCGUUUCUCGCCCUCACGUCUCUGAAGGACCGACUCUCCGGACUCCGCAAGGUCCUGCUCUUCAUGUCCCAGAGCCGCAACGCGCACCGAUGAACCGGACCUGGACCAGGACCAGGACCGGGACCAGAGCCGGAACACGCACCGAUGAACCACCGGACCUGGACCUGGACCCAGGACCAGAGCUGGAACACGCACCAAUGAACCGGACCUGGGACCUGGGACCACGAACUGGACCAGGGGAUCGGACCAGAGACUCAAACAUCCUCACCGGUGAAACGUCCAGGACCCAGAGGGAGGGGGGAGGAGCCAGAGCCUGUACUCGAGUAAAACUACUGUUACUUCAAAAAUACUAUAACUUAAGUAGAAGUAAAAAAGUCGUGACUCCCAAAAAAAAAAAAAAAAAAAGACUCGCGUAAGAAUAUUUGUUGCUUGAGUAAAAAUCAGUGUCUGAAAAAAACGACGAAAUGAGAAGUACAGGUUUUAUGAAAGUUACUCGAGUACCUGAGCCCGUCCUCCGCCCCUCCCUCCGUCCGUCCGUCUCUCCGUCCGUCCCGGGGCAGACACGACUCCACCUCAUCCUUCUCUUCCAUCAACGCACAAAAAAAAAAAAAGACGACAAAAACUGGAAAUAUCCAAACUGUUUUUCACUGAAUCCGAAAGUCUUCCACAGUUCAAGUCAAACUUUUUUUUUUUUAAUUAAAAUUAUUAUUAUUUUUUACCCCCGAUCAUUUCCACGGGAGGGCAUCUGACGCACGGGUGGAAAUCAGGUCGUUGAACUUUUACCGUUUGUUGUCGAAUCUUCUUGUGAGUGGAUAUUGUGCAAUUUAUUUCUUUUUUUUUUUACGAGACCAAAUUUCCAAAACGAAAAGUCUUGAGUUUCAUCGAUUCUUAGUCGUUUAGUCGCAUUAAAGAGGGGGUAUGACGGACUUUUUUUUUUUUUUUUUUUUGGUUUUGUUUUUACGUUUUUGUCACGAUCCGGACACAAAAAAGUCUCAAAAAGUUUUAAAAAGUUCAAUUGUUUUAUUGUUAAGUUUGAAUUUAAUUUUAAAAACGCUAAAACGCCUCCUGUGCCCCAAAAAACAAAGAAACAACAGAACAGAAAAGUGGACCUGGUGAACGGAGCAGAACGAGAACUAAACUAAACCAGGACUAAACCAGGACUAAACUAGGGCUAAACCAGGACUAACCAGGACUAAACUAGGGCUAAACCAGGACUGACAUGGAACUAAACCAGGACUAAAUUAGGACUAAACCAGGACUAAACUAGGGCUAAAACAGAACUAAACCAGGACUAAAACAGGACUAAACCAAGACUAAACCAGAACUCAAAUUGGAAUAAACCAGAGACUAAACCAGGACUGAAACUGGAAUAAACAAGGACUAAACCAGGGACUAAACCAGAGACUAAAUCAGGCCUAAACUAGGACUAAACCAGGACUAAACUAGGGCUAAAACAGAACUAAACCAGAACUCAAACUGGAAUAAACCAGAGACUAAACCAGGACUAAAACGAGACUAAACCAGAGACUAAAUCAGGCCUAAACUAGGACUAAAAUGGGACUAAACCAGAAUUAAAACAGGACUAAACCAGGACUGAACCUGGACUGAACCGGGACUAAAUUUGAGACUAAACAAGGACUAAAACAGGACUAAAUGAGGACUGAAAUGGGACUAAACCAGGACUGAAACAGUACAGAGCAGUAAAACCGGAAAAAAAAAAACGUCCCCAGAUUCACCCGACCAAACAAAAGACAAACUGCGGUUUCAGAAUCGUCCACGCCAAGUCUGACUCAUCUAGAGAUCUCUCCCGGGCCCUUUUUCGAACCCUGUACGAGGCUCCGCCCACAAACCCACGUCCCCCACGUCCCUCACUCUCCCCGGCACGACAAUCCGUUAAAAAAAAAAAAAAAACGCAAAAUUGGACAAACAAACCUGAUGUGAUGAGCGCGCUGGAGUUUCAUUGGCGCUCUGAAGGGGGAGCGGCUUAGCACAGAGAGCAGAGGGUUAAAGGGCGUUACAGUUAAAACCCCGGAGAAGUCAAAUACCCCCUCUUUAAAAAUAAAUAUUUAAAAAAAAAAAAAAAAAAAAAGAAAGAAAAUCUAAAAUGUCUUCCCUUUUUUUCUAACUUAAAAUUCUCAUGUUUUUAUUUGUACGUUUUGAAUUUGUAUUUAUUUUUGUUUUUUUGGGUUAUUUAUGUCAAAAUAUUGUUUACAUUUCAUACGUAAAACAAGCUGCUCAUUUUCCAAAGCUUCAUUUUUUUUUUUUUUUUUUUUUAGAAAUUUUUUAAAUUAUAAUUUCUUUUUUUUUUUUUUUUCGCGUGAAUGUGCACUCCCCUUCGAAAUAAAAUAAAUAAAUAAAUAUCGAAAAUCUUAAAUCGAAAUAGUCUAAAAAAUCUCAAAUUCUGGUGCCUUUACUUCCACAAAAACAGUGAAAUUUUCAGUAGCAUCGAAAUUCUGUGAGAAUUUUUUGCUUUUGCCACGAAAAUGUUUUGAAAUUUUGAAACUGUGGCCUUGAGUUUGGACUGUUGUUAUUUAUAAAACGUUUGUCAUUGUUGUUUUUUUUAUAUUUUGAAAUGUUUUGUUUUUUGUUUGUUUUUUUUGGUGUAUUUACAAUUUACCGCAAGAUUUCUGGUUCGAUUUCUCAACAUGUGAAAAUGUGAGACCAAAUUUUGAUUUUUUUAAUUUUGGGAUUUGAAAUUUCAUACAGUUAUAAUUUUACAUUUUGAGUCACACGUCUCAUUUAUUGUUUUGAUUUGGUUUUUGGGGAAAUUAUUGUUGGAUUUUGAAGUGGAUUUUGUGGUUUGUGCAAUUAAAAAAAAUUUUCCUUAAAUUUUUCAAACUUCCAUGAUCAGGGGUUAGAAUUAAACUAGGACUAAACCAGGACUAAACCAGGACUGAACCAGGACUAAAACAGGACUAAACCAGGAUUUAUUCAGGACUAAAACGAGAACCUAACCAGGACAAAACCAGGAUUUUUUUCUGGACUAAACCAGGACUAAACCAGGAUUAAAAAACUUAAACCAGGACUAAACCAAGACUAAACCAGGACUAAACCAGGAUUGAACAAAGACUAAAACCAGUCUUAAACCAGGACUAAACCAGGAUUUAAUCAGGACUAAAUCUGGACUAAAACCCGAACCUAACCGAGACUAAACCAGGAUUAAAAUCAGACUUAAACCAGGACUAAACCAAUACUUAACCAGGAUUUUAUCAGGACUAAAGUAGGACUAAACCAGGACUAAAACCAGACUAAAACCAGGACUAAACUAUGAUUUUUUUUUUCAGGUCUAAACCAGGACUAACCCAGGUCUAAACCACUCGAGACCUUCUAAAGUCUAAACCACAAAACGACGUCGCAAAAUCCAACUGCAAAAUUACUUAUAAAAAAUUCUAAAAAAACUUUCCCGAAAUUUUCACCCAAAUUCUCGUUCGUCUCAAAGGGACCGUGUGCUUUUCUGUGCCUUAAGUUCAGUUUCUUCCACUCGGUUCCGUCUCGGUUCCGACUCGGUUCCGGCUCAGUUCCAGCUCGGUUCCAGGCUCGGUUCCAGCUCGGUUCGGACUCGGUUCCAGGCUCGGUUCCAGCUCGG
Molecule: messenger RNA, 6425 nt
Organism: Boleophthalmus pectinirostris (great blue-spotted mudskipper)
Lineage: Eukaryota; Metazoa; Chordata; Actinopteri; Gobiiformes; Gobiidae
Product: LON peptidase N-terminal domain and RING finger protein 3-like
Exons: 13
Coding region: 824-2932 (702 amino acids)
Molecular function (GO): protein binding
Source: RefSeq, a predicted model, not a curated record